Molecule: messenger RNA, 1278 nt
Organism: Rhinolophus ferrumequinum (greater horseshoe bat)
Lineage: Eukaryota; Metazoa; Chordata; Mammalia; Chiroptera; Rhinolophidae
Gene: GET3
Product: guided entry of tail-anchored proteins factor 3, ATPase
Exons: 7
Coding region: 30-1076 (348 amino acids)
Biological process (GO): post-translational protein targeting to endoplasmic reticulum membrane
Cellular component (GO): GET complex
Molecular function (GO): ATP binding; ATP hydrolysis activity
Source: RefSeq, a predicted model, not a curated record
UCCGCUCGAUCACGUGAGCCGGUUCCAAGAUGGCGGCAGGGGUAGCCGGUUGGGGGGUUGAGGCAGAGGAGUUCGAGGAUGCCCCUGAUGUGGAGCCGCUGGAGCCCACGCUUAGCAACAUCAUCGAGCAGCGCAGCCUUAAGUGGAUCUUCGUCGGGGGCAAGGGUGGUGUUGGCAAGACCACCUGCAGCUGCAGCCUGGCAGUCCAGCUAUCCAAGGGGCGGGAAAGUGUUCUGAUCAUCUCCACUGACCCAGCCCACAACAUCUCGGAUGCAUUUGACCAGAAGUUCUCCAAGGUGCCCACCAAGGUCAAAGGCUAUGACAACCUCUUCGCCAUGGAGAUCGAUCCCAGCCUGGGCGUGGCAGAGCUGCCUGAUGAGUUCUUCGAGGAGGACAACAUGCUGAGCAUGGGCAAGAAGAUGAUGCAGGAAGCCAUGAGCGCCUUCCCAGGCAUCGAUGAGGCCAUGAGCUAUGCAGAGGUCAUGAGGCUGGUGAAGGGCAUGAACUUCUCGGUCGUGGUGUUUGACACGGCGCCCACGGGCCACACGCUGAGGCUGCUCAACUUCCCCACCAUCGUGGAGCGGGGCCUAGGCCGCCUCAUGCAGAUCAAGAACCAGAUCAGCCCCUUCAUCUCACAGAUGUGUAACAUGCUGGGCCUCGGGGACAUGAACGCAGACCAGCUGGCCUCCAAGCUGGAGGAGACACUCCCCGUCAUCCGCUCCGUCAGCGAGCAGUUCAAGGACCCUGAGCAGACAACUUUCAUCUGCGUGUGCAUCGCCGAGUUCCUGUCCCUGUACGAGACAGAGCGGCUCAUCCAGGAGUUGGCCAAGUGCAAGAUCGACACGCACAACAUCAUCGUCAACCAGCUCGUCUUCCCAGACCCUGAGAAGCCCUGCAAGAUGUGUGAGGCCCGCCACAAGAUCCAGGCCAAGUACCUGGACCAGAUGGAGGACCUGUACGAAGACUUCCACAUUGUGAAGCUGCCUCUGCUACCCCACGAGGUGCGGGGGGCAGACAAGGUCAACACCUUCUCCGCUCUCCUCCUGGAGCCCUACAAGCCACCCAGCACCCAGUAGCACCGCUGCCAGUCCCAGCUGCUACCAUUUCAUAUCCAUCCUCCACUGUACCGGGGCAGAGUUUGCACAAAGUACCCCCAUAAUACAGGGGGAGCCACGUGGGAGGCGGGGAGGGGAUCUUUUCCCCCUGGUGGGGUUGGGGAGGCUGUAGCUGCCCCCUACCUCUCCCUGCCUCUCGAUCCUCAAUAAAAUGAUCUUAAAC